Messenger RNA from Aspergillus tanneri, 4107 nucleotides. RefSeq lists its product as uncharacterized. Lineage: Eukaryota; Fungi; Ascomycota; Eurotiomycetes; Eurotiales; Aspergillaceae. The coding region runs from base 1 to 4107 and encodes 1368 amino acids. The transcript has 4 exons. Gene Ontology annotation, molecular function: RNA-directed RNA polymerase activity; nucleic acid binding. Gene Ontology annotation, cellular component: nuclear RNA-directed RNA polymerase complex. Gene Ontology annotation, biological process: siRNA processing. The record is from RefSeq and is a predicted model, not a curated record.
AUGCCACCUCAGAACCGAGCUAUUCCAGCCAAAAGUUCUGCUCGUCAGUGCAAGAAUACGUCCCAACAACAGCCGCCACAGAUACUUGCACCAUGGAGGUUUUGGGACUCGGUCGCCGUAAACAUUUCGAACGUACCUAACGAAGCGACCACAUUCGACCUCUGGCAGGCAUUUCAGAAAGAGGGUCAUGUCUUUUCCAUUGAUCUGUUCGAGGAUUUCCAUGGGAAACGGGAGCCUAAGGGGAGAAUACGCUUUAAGCCGCCGCCUGGCACAGACUUCUGGACGAAGGGGAAAUAUACCAUCAAACUCCCCAAUAAGAAGAUAUUCACUAUUACAGUUGCUCUCAGUACCAAACGUCCUGACCUCCGGAUCCCUAGUCCUACGAAUCCGGACGUUCAUUAUCCGGCUGAGGUGAAAAUACCAAUCUCGUCUAUGGAUAUUGGGGUUUUGUUUGACGAAGUAACCCUCCUGCCAAUGCGCACAAUUGGGUCUGGACGGAACGAACAGGCUUUUGUAGUCCUUGAUGUGAGGAAUAGGACGUUGAUUGUUCGUUUUCAGCUCCCCAUCUUCAGUGCCAGACACAAGUCGGUUUCAUCCGACACGUCGCUACAGGAAUAUCGUCUUAAAAUCCCCUUUGUUCAAUUAGCUGAGAUUUAUCAAACCUCAGACCCUGUUUCAGGGGUGAUAUCUCAUUUCACUGUACUCUCAUCACCUCCGGCUUACCAUCGACGUCUUUCAAACAUUGCCACUACUUUCGUAGAUGACAAUACUUGGAGAGACUCGGACACUUGGUUCCGACAGACAUGCAUUGUUCACAAUCCUCAAGAGCUGUCUUCUCUUCCUGUUAGCCUGAGGAAGAAAAACCCUGUUAUUGAUAUUGGUCGUUGGAAUGCUUUUAAGAUAAAAUACUCGGAGAACAUUGGCCGAGGAACCGAAUUCACCUUACUUCACAAUAUCCUUGAAGACUACAAUGUUAGGAUCGUCAACACAGAUCGGUUCACUCAAUGGGACGAGCAUAAAGAGCGGAUGCCGCCGGUCUGGAAAUGGAUCGACCUUUCAGAUACGCAGAUGCCUAAGGCUCCAGUCUCUUCUCUGGAAGAAUUGAUUGACCCGAAUUAUAUCCAUCUGCCAUUCCCUGUCCGUUACCAACUCGAGGUCUGUCUAUCAAAUGGAUACCUCUACGAGUACACAAUGGCCCGUGGAUUCGUUAUCAAGCUCUCUGAACUUGGGGAAGGACAAUCCAUAAAGCUCUUGGAGCAUGUGGCAGCUAAGAAACAGGUCUACUAUGAUCCAAUGAAAAUAUUCGAUCUUAAAUUCGUUAGGGGGGCAACAGACGUGAAAACUUCACCUUACUGUUGUUACAUGCGCUCAGCCAGGAUCACGCCGAGCACAAUCUACUUCAACACCCCCACGGUGGAAAUUUCAAACAGGAUAAUAAGGCACUAUAUCGAACACGCUGAUCGCUUCCUUCGAGUCCGUUUCACAGAUGAAAAGCUAUUUGGUCGCAUCAAUUCAACUGUUGACAACACCAUGGAUGAAGUUUUUACUAGAAUCAAGAGAGCGUUGGCUAAUGGAAUUGUCAUUGGUGACAGGCGUUACGAGUUCCUUGCAUUUGGAAACUCGCAGCUCCGGGAGCAUGGCGCCUAUUUCUUUGCGCCGCUACCUAACCUCACCGCUGCUAACAUCCGUGCAUGGAUGGGCCACUUCAAUGACAUACGGAAUGUGGCCAAGCACGCUGCAAGGUUGGGCCAAUGCUUUUCCACAACCCGUGCCAUUUCUGGCUGUCCUGUGCAUGUACGUCACAUCGAUGAUAUUAAGCGCAAUGGAUACACUUUUUCCGAUGGUGUCGGUAGGAUCUCCCGGUUUCUCGCUCAAAUGGCAAUGUCAGAGUUAAAAAUCAAGACGCCGACGGGCGACCCUCCGUCCGCGUUCCAAUUUCGGCUCGGAGGCUGCAAGGGCAUGCUCACUGUCUCCCAGGAAGCUCAACGUCAUGAGGUGCAUAUUCGGAAAAGUCAAUACAAAUUUCCAGCCAUCCAUUCUGGGUUAGAGAUUAUUCGAUGGAGCCAAUUCUCUAUAGCAGCCUUAAACAGGCAGUUGAUCAUAGUGCUAUCUACUCUUGGUAUCUCAGACGAAAUAUUCCUUGCCAAGCUUAAAACCAUGCUGCAAGGCCUAGAUGAAGCCCUGGAGAGUGACACAAGAGCCAUCUAUUGGCUAAAAAAAUAUGUGGAUCCUAAUCAAAUGACCAUUGUUGUCAGUCAGAUGAUCCAUGAUGGUUUCAGAAGGGCAAAAGAGCCGUUCAUAACAUCCAUCCUAUGUCUGUGGAGAGCCUGGCACCUUAAGUACCUGAAAGAGAAAGCCAAAAUUGCCAUUGACAAAGGCGCUUCCUUGUUGGGAUGCAUGGAUGAGACAGGUACUCUCAAUGGGUACUAUGCACACAAGAUUCCAGGAAAUGAUGCUACUCUCGAUGAACAUAUAGCGGCACUGCCUGAGAUCUUCCUUCAGACAUCUCGGCCCGAUAAUGGUGGAAGAUACGAGAUUAUCGAAGGCAUCUGUAUCUUGGCUCGUAAUCCAUCGCUUCACCCUGGAGAUAUCCGAGUCGUAAGAGCUGUUAACGCUCCACAGUUAGCCCAUCUCCAUGAUGUGGUUGUCUUGCCUCAGACGGGCGAUCGAGAUGUUGCAAGCAUGUGCUCUGGUGGAGACCUGGAUGGUGAUGACUACCUUGUGAUUUGGGAUCAAGAUUUGAUACCUGACGAUUGGUUUCGGGCUCCUAUGAAGUAUACAAGCAACAAGGCGCGGGAUCUAGAUCACGACGUGACAGUAGACGAAAUUACAUCCUUUUUCGUUACUUACAUGAAGAACGAUUGCCUCCCUAAGAUUGCCCACGCACACCUCGCUUGGGCAGAUCGUCUUCUAGACGGUGUGAAUGAGGAAAAGUGUAUUCGUCUUGCUCAACUCCAUUCAGAUGCAGUCGACUACAACAAAACAGGAAUCCCAGCGCAUAUGACUCGAAACUUGGAGCCUCAUUCAUGGCCUCAUUUUAUGGAAAAAAUUCAUAAGCCAAAGGAGAAAAUUUACCAUUCAAGGAAAAUCCUCGGUCAGCUGUAUGAUGCCGUUGAGCGUGUCGACUUCAUUCCCAGCCUCGAAAACCCUUUUGACCAGCGAAUCCUCGGGUGUCAGCUAGUAGUUCAUGAAGAACUUUACGAUUUUUCUAGGGAGCUAAAAUCCCAAUACGACAGCGCAAUGCGACGGAUCAUGGCACAGCAUGAGAUCAAGACGGAAUUUGAAGUCUGGUCUACUUUCGUUCUCAGCCACUCCAAUAUGAGCAAGGACUAUAAAUUCCACGAAGAAAUUGGAAGCAUCUCAUCUUCUCUCAGCGAAUCGUUUAGAAAACAAUGUUACAAUAAAGUCGGUGGUCGCAAUUUUGAACAACUUGCUCCAUUAGCAGUUGCCAUGUACCGUAUCACGCAUGAGGAAAUGACGACUGCCCUUGAAAAAUAUCGAAACGAGAAUAUGAAUGGGGACAAGAUGUUCGUCAACUCUGUUUCCAAGAUGGAAAAAUUGCCUCUUAUUAGUUUUCCGUGGGUGUUAUCUCAUGUUCUAGGGAAAAUUGCAAUGGGGUAUUAUGAGCUGUCGGAGCAUACAAGUACAGUGCACGAAUUGUAUCAAAACUCCCACAACUCAUCUUUAAAUCGACACCCUUCACAGACGGAAAACCAGCCCAGCAUAGGCCACUCGAACCGAGAAGAUCCCUUUGGUAUGUUUUCCGACGAUAUUAGUGGAAGUGCACCUCCUCAAUCGGAGUUAAUUUCGGGGGCGAACAGUAAUACUGUCGAAUCCCUAGAACAACUUGUUGAUUUCGGCCUCUCAGAAGCGCAGAUGCCAUCGUCAUCAUCUCUCUCAUCACCUCCUAUCGAAGGCAACAUUAAUUUGCUCGAUUUCAAUACCGACCCAGUAGAUAGUGGCCGCGCUGGAUCAGAGGCCGCCCCGAAGAUAGAAACGACAUUCAACUCAGUCAUAGAAGCUGGAAGUGACUGCGAUGAAAUCGUCGAAGAAGACGAUCAUGAGCCCACUGCACUCGACAAGCUUAAUAUGAUACUCAAUGCUUGA